This is a messenger RNA of Nanorana parkeri, 485 nucleotides long. RefSeq names its product sterile alpha motif domain containing 13 (gene SAMD13). Lineage: Eukaryota; Metazoa; Chordata; Amphibia; Anura; Dicroglossidae. The record is from RefSeq and is a predicted model, not a curated record. The coding region runs from base 4 to 297 and encodes 97 amino acids. The transcript has 3 exons. Gene Ontology annotation, molecular function: protein binding.
AGCAUGGAAAAUAAGGAGAAUGGCUCAGUGGAUUCUAAAAACUCAGUGGAGAAUGGAAGACCUCCAGAUGCGUCACAGUGGGCUGUGGAUGAUGUCGUCAGUUAUUUCAUGGCAAAUGGAUUUGAGGAACAAGCCAGCGCGUUUAAGGAUCAGGAAAUCGAUGGGAAAUCCCUCCUGCUAAUGACCCGAAAUGAUGUCUUAACCGGACUUUCCCUGAAGUUGGGCCCAGCCCUGAAAAUCUAUGAGUAUCAUGUAAAGCCCCUGCAGAUGCAGCAUAUGAAGAACACGGCUCCGUAAUACAAGUAAAGCUUGGCUUGUUAUGUGACCAAAGUACAGCUGUGCUUUGUUUGACCAACAAUAUGGAACACUGUCACCAAAUCCAAGCCAGCAAUGAUAUGUCAUGGAGGAUUCCUGGCUGAGAGAGUUCACAAGCCUGUAGCUCUCAACUGUCUGAAGUUAUGGGUGCUGGAAGAGGUGGGGCUCGA